ACUGAAUUGAGAAAUUUUGCUCAGCUAGUGCUGGUGACUCUCUGACAGUUAGAGGGAGGACAACAGUUGCAUUGCAGCUCAGGAGGGCAGGCUUUGUGAUUUACUGGCUGUCUUUUGAGCCCUACAUACGGUACCAGCUUUCAAGAAGGGGCAGUAAGGCGUGGUGUUUGCGGGGUAGUGACGAUGGCUGGGGUUGCACUGCUGUCGCAGCUGAACGGCCUGAGCCUGGGGUCGUCCUCUUUUCUCGCUGGCGCUAGCAGAAUACCGUCAGCGUCAACCCCCACUCCCCUGCCCGCCUAUGCACCUUUGAGCAUUGAGGCUGCGCACAAAAAGGGAACGGGGAGUACAAAGAACGGACGUGACUCGAACUCGAAGAGCAGGGGGGUGAAGAUUUAUGGCGAUCAGCCUGCAAAGGCGGGGGCGAUCAUCAUAAGGCAAUGCGGGACGCACAUUCACCCCGGAAAGAACGUCGGUCUUGGAAAGGAUUACACCCUUUUCUCCCUGAUUGACGGUGUUGUCAAGUUUGAAAUGAAGGACAAGAAGAGGAAGAAGGUUAGCGUCUACCCUAGGAUUGAGGAGGAGUCGGCUACCCCCGUCGACAACAGGCGCACGAGGCAAGCAAAGUAUUUCCACGAUAGGCGGGUAGAGAAGAAGAUCGCCAUGGGGUUGUUUGACGCUCCCGGGUCUGAGGCGGAGGCGCUUCCUGUGGCCGCCUAGAUUCUAACAACGGAAGUAUUGUUUUCUUAUUGAUCUCAAAAAAUGCAAACCCAAGCACACCAAUCAUUCGGUUUGAGUAUAAUCAAAAGGUAACGCAUGCUUGGCUUGGUUCAUACAUGCGUUCACGGACUAUGAAAGUGCACAGCAUCUUCUAUUUUGCGGAGUCUGCGCAAAACCGAGCCGGCUCAUUGAUGAGUCGACUCGGCCUGUUUUUAGUGGAGUGCAAUGCCCACUGAAAAGCGGCAUCUUCAUC
This is a messenger RNA of Klebsormidium nitens, 970 nucleotides long. Lineage: Eukaryota; Viridiplantae; Streptophyta; Klebsormidiophyceae; Klebsormidiales; Klebsormidiaceae. The record is from the annotation of a GenBank genome assembly.